AAUCAAAUGCAAGCCAUUCAUGAAAAUUAUACAGAUAAUCCAUCGUCAUCAAUAACAAGGGAAAGGCAGCAUGAAGAUAUGAAAGGCGCCCAAUUUGUGGUCCAAUCCAAUCUUAAAAUUAUGUCAAGAUCCAUCGCAGCGCUGAGCAAAAUCUCUGAAGACGUGUUAAUUGAGGUUUCCGAAGGCGGGCUCUUCUUCAAAACAGUGAACCGUUCAAAGUUCUGCGUGUUCCGCUUUGCACCAGAAUUUUUCAACGCUUGCGAUGUAUCAAUGAUUAACAAAAAAGCAGUGAAUAUUUGCAGAUUAUCGAUGAAAUCAGCUCAGCGUAUUUUCAAGGGCGUCGCGUUCGGGGAGAAGAACUUUGUUGGAUGUGAAUUUCGAAUCGAUCCGAAGGCUGAACGGAUGAUGGUGAAGCUUCAGAUGAAUUAUGAUAUUGAGCGAACAAUUCACGCAAAGCUUCGAGAAAUGGGAUCAAUGCUUCAUAAGCCAACAUAUAAUCGUUCUGGAUGUAGAAAUAUCACUGUCGUUUUUGCAUCAACGCUUCUCCCAAUCUUCGUUCAAAUGAAAGGUGACAUUGAAGUAACAAUGAAAGUAACAGAUGAUGGUCUAACAAUUCGAAAUUUCCAUUCAUUGGACGGUGUUACAAUGUUCAACAUGGGAGUUGAAAAAGGCGCCAAAAAAGUAAAAACUGAGACAACAAUCACUUGCGAGAAGCUCACCCGGCACAAAAUUCAGAUUCCCGUCGAAUUUUCUUUUUCGAUUAAGGAAUUUUUAUCGAUUGUCACAUUUGCCGAUCAGUUGGGAUCAGAAGUUUGCAUGUAUUAUGAUCUACCAGGAAAACCGUUGAUUGUAUCAAUUGAAGCUCAUCCUAAUUUUGAUAUUGAGCUGGCGUUGGCUACGAUGGGAAGUGACGAUGAAAUUGACUUAGAUGGAGGCAUUUUGAAAGAAACUAUGGCGCAGCAUGAAGAGGAGGAAGAUAAAUCUACUGCUCAUUCAUCAAGCUCCCGCCGAAAAUCAAAAGCAAUUGACACUUCAAGUUCAGGAACUCAAAAAUCAAAAAAAUGCUCCGAAUCACUGUCACAAGAAGAAACUACUCGCUCGCAAUCCCUUCCCAGCAGAAACCGCUUCGUUCCAGAAAUUCCAGUCGCCGAGCAAUCUUGGAGAGAUCGUGAAGUGACUGUGUAUGAACAACGAGAACCGUCUCCUGAUCUACAAAUUGUUGAAGAAGUUAUGGAAAUCGAUAAUCAACCGAUAGUCACCAGAACAAUAAAAGAAGAGCAUUCCGUAGAACAAGCAAUGCAAGAUGUCAGUAUUGAAACAAUUCCUGUAGAGACCCCCGAAGAAAAUAUAAUUCCCGUAGAAGUAGAAAUGCUAGAAGAACCUGAACAAGAAGAUCAAGAAAUAUUCAAAAUUCCCCAGCCGAAAAGAAGAAAAACCGCCGAAGAUGACAGAAAUAGAAAGAUUCGUCGAAUUCUAAUGGGAACUGAAACGACGUCUAAAAUGAGAAUGAGCCAACAAUUCGACAAGCGGCUUGGUCCAUUGGUUUCGGAUACUCAAUAUGAAUCGAGAUGACCGUUGCGAUGACGUUUGGCACCUGCAAGGAUAACGGGUUUUUGUUGGAAAUGAUAAUUUGUUUGUUUUUGAAAGUUCAAUUAUUUUUAAAGCUCGUGUGUAAUAAUUUUUUUAGUUCAUGAAAAAAAUGUUUUUAAACACUUUUAAAAUGAAAACGAUACAUC
This is a messenger RNA of Caenorhabditis elegans, 1736 nucleotides long. It is a transcript of the gene hpr-9, whose product is annotated as Cell cycle checkpoint protein hpr-9. Lineage: Eukaryota; Metazoa; Nematoda; Chromadorea; Rhabditida; Rhabditidae. Bases 7 to 1572 code for a protein of 521 amino acids. The transcript has 12 exons. Gene Ontology annotation, biological process: DNA damage checkpoint signaling. The record is from RefSeq and is marked reviewed. Gene Ontology annotation, cellular component: nucleus; checkpoint clamp complex.